Messenger RNA from Cavia porcellus (domestic guinea pig), 4121 nucleotides. RefSeq names its product transmembrane protein 151B (gene Tmem151b). The record is from RefSeq and is a predicted model, not a curated record. NCBI's taxonomy places the organism in Eukaryota, Metazoa, Chordata, Mammalia, Rodentia, Caviidae. The transcript has 3 exons. Bases 123 to 1769 code for a protein of 548 amino acids.
GCGGGGGGUGGGGAGCAGAGCGGGCCCCGCCCCCGCCGCCCCCUCCCCGAGCCAGCGCAGGAUGCCCCCGGCGCCUGGCCGCCCCCCGGGAGGUCCUGAGCACCACGCGCCCCCUCUGCGCCAUGUCCCCGCCCGGGUCCGCCGCGGGAGAGAGCGCGGGCGGCGGCGGCGGCGGCGGCGGGCCCGGGGUCCCGGAGGAGCCCCUGGCGGCGGACGAGGGCCCCGCCCGAGAGGAGCAGCGACCCAUCCAGCCCUCUUUCACCAAGUCCCUCUGCCGUGAGUCCCACUGGAAGUGCCUCCUGCUGUCGCUGCUCAUGUACGGCUGCCUGGGGGCAGUGGCCUGGUGCCACGUCACCACAGUGACCCGCCUCACCUUCAGCAGCGCCUACCAGGGCAACAGCCUCAUGUACCACGACAGCCCCUGCUCCAAUGGCUACGUCUACAUUCCCCUGGCCUUCCUGCUCAUGCUGUAUGCUGUCUACCUGGUGGAGUGUUGGCACUGCCAGGCCCGCCAUGAGCUGCAGCACCGCGUGGAUGUGAGCAGCGUGCGGGAGCGUGUGGGCCGCAUGCAGCAGGCCACGCCCUGCAUCUGGUGGAAGGCCAUUAGCUACCACUACGUCCGCCGCACCCGCCAGGUCACCAGGUACCGCAAUGGAGAUGCUUAUACCACCACCCAGGUCUACCACGAGCGCGUCAACACGCACGUGGCCGAGGCCGAGUUUGACUAUGCCCGUUGCGGCGUCCGGGACGUGUCCAAGGCGCUGGUGGGGCUGGAGGGUGCGCCCGCCACGCGGCUGCGAUUUACCAAGUGCUUCAGCUUCGCCAGCGUGGAGGCGGAGAACGCGUACCUGUGCCAGCGCGCACGCUUCUUCGCGGAGAAUGAGGGCCUGGACGACUACAUGGAGGCGCGUGAGGGUAUGCACCUGAAGAACGUGGACUUCCGGGAGUUCAUGGUGGCCUUUCCGGACCCGGCACGGCCGCCCUGGUAUGCGUGCUCGUCGGCCUUCUGGGCCGCAGCGCUGCUCACACUGUCGUGGCCACUGCGCGUGCUGUCCGAGUACCGCACGGCCUACGCGCACUACCACGUGGAGAAGCUCUUUGGCCUCGAGGGCCCGGGCUCUGCUGGGGGCCUGAGCCCCGGCGACGAGCUGCUGCCCCCACUGGCGCACCGUCUGCCGCGCGUGGACACGGUGGACAGCACGGAGCUCGAGUGGCACAUACGCUCCAACCAGCAGCUGGUGCCCAGCUACUCCGAGGCGGUGCUCAUGGACCUGGCGGGCCGCAGUGCGCAUGCCCGGGGCUUCGCACCCUCCUGUCGCUAUGGUGGCGUGGGUGGCCCUGGCGCGGCCCCGCUGCGUCGCAGCUGCGAGCAGUGCCAGCGCGCCGCCAGCAGCUCCUCCAUUUUCUCGCGCAGCGCGCUCAGCAUCUGUGCCAGCCCGCGCGCAGCACCGGGGCCCGGCGGGGGUGUGGGGGGCGCGGGCAGCCGCUUUUCCCUCGGCCGCCUCUAUGGCUCACGGCGCAGCUGCCUGUGGCGCAGUCGGAGUGGCAGCGUCAAUGAGGCCAGCUGCCCCACAGAGCAGACCCGUCUGUCCAGCCAGGCCAGCAUGGGGGACGAUGAGGACGACGAUGAGGAGGAGGCUGGGCCGCCGCCGCCCUACCAUGAUGCGCUCUACUUCCCGGUCCUCAUUGUGCACCGGCAGGAGGGGUGCCUGGGCCACAGCCACCGGCCACUGCAUCGCCACGGCUCCUGCGUGGAGACCUCACUGUGAGGGGCCCCUGGAUGGGUCCACGCGCCCCUUGCCGAACUGUGUGUCCCGCGUGGAGCAGGGGAGUGUGGGGGUCACCCAGGCCAGGUGUGGAAGGAAUAGAACAGAAGGGUUCUGGAGAGACCCCCAUGGGGCCAAGAGCGACCUAGCCUGGACACAGGGACAGAGCAUGAGAAGGCGUGGCUCCCCAGAACCCCAACUGCAGGCAGAAUGACUCCUCCACCACUCCCACAGUUCAUGAAGGCUCACCCCCCUCUCCGCACACACCAGAGAUUUCCCGUGCAGCCUCCCACCGGCCUGACUGUUAGUGGCAACUAUGCGGGGAGUGGGGGACCUGGGCUGAGCCGCCUCGGGAGGGUGUGUCUCCCUGGGCAGCAGGGUGGUGUGCAGAUACAGGAGGGGCACCUGGGACUUUACUGACCCUUGGGACCUUUGCUGGGAACAGCAGGGGUAGCUGCUAUCCAGCUGACGCGUUCAGAGCCAGGUGGCAGCCCCAGCACAGUCCCCACACCGUGGCAAUGUGGCCGUUCUCUUCUUGGCGUUGGCCCCAGAGCUCGGGGCUUCCUCUCACCCUCUUCCUGCACUGUUGUUUGUCACUGGGCCCCAGGAGCAGGUCCUGAGGGAUUGUGCUCAUGGCACCACGUCACUCUCUUCUAUCCUCCUGGGACAGGGCCCUUCAGCCCUUUCUGGAAACUCUGUAGCCUCCUCCCUGAGUUCGGGUGGGUUCUGAUGCCACCUCGGCGGCUGGUGUGAAAGCCGGCCAGGGUGAGUGACACAAGAGAUGCACCUGAUGACAGGUGGGCCCUGGGGCACAGAGGGCAGUGGAGGGUGGAGGGGCAGGAUCUCUGAAGGGGAGCCCUUACCUCCCCAGACCUCUGGGGAGGAGUAGCGCAGUCUCGCCCCUCACCCUUGCCUCUGUGGGCUGAGGAACUGGUCACUGGCCCAAACUGGAGGGACACUUGAUUCCAGUGGCAGGAAUUAUCCAACUCUGCCAAACUUCAUCUCCAUUUAUGCCCUGAGCAGAAGCCCUGUCGUGUGUCCCAGGGUCUUCAGAGGGGCACCCUGCCACUGCCUGGGGGCGUUGGCCCUGUUCCCCAGAGCUCCAUUCUGACGUUUCUCCCCCGUGCUUCCCGCCACCUGCCCCGGUGUGCUUGGUGUGCAUGUCUUUGUACAGCCCUUCGCCUUCCCAGCUGCCCGGCUCCUUUCCCAGCACACUUAGGGCCUGGGAACCAGGUUCACAUCUCGGGCACCCAGGCAUUGUGCCCCAGAUGCUUCUUGCUUCUCUGCUGCCAUCAGAGCUCUGCUGUUGGCCUCUCCUGGCCACUUUCCUGCCCGUCCUCCCCCUUUCUGGCUAGACCCACACCUGCACGGAGGUGUGGCCUCCAGCUAUGCAAUAUCGCCUCUAUCUCCUGCUCUCCUCAGGGGAACGAGGAUGGGGGCAGACUGUGGGGGGCACUCUGGCCCAUGGAUCAUCAAGGUGCACAGAGAUGGGUGAGGGAGGAGAGGCCAGAGAGGGAGUAGUUGGGGCAGAAAGGCACAGCUGCCCACCUGCCUGCCAGCUCACAAACCCAUCGGGACCCUGAGUCUGUGCUCCUCGGGGCCUGGCAGUGGGAACACCCCUCUCAGGAGGUGCAGCGGGUCCCCGUUAUUAUUUCACGUGUAUCAAUCAUUUCUGCUAGGUGUGCUCACCCAGUCAGCCUCGCCUCGCACAUACGCACAGACUUAGAGAGAAACUGAUUCUUUGGUCUAUUUUCUUGGUAGCUUUUAUUGAUUGCCAGGGAAAAUGAAAACCAGAAAAUUAAUUAAUCUCUAAAAUUAAACUUUACACUGAAUGUUCUUGUUUCUCUAAUUAGAACCUCUGCUAGCAGCGGUGGCCACACACACACACCCUCCCACCUACACGUUUGCACUCUGAAACCGUUUGAGGGUGUCAGGCAUGAAGGAUUCAAGGCCACCCAGACAGGCACAUGUGCGUUACCCCGCUCAAGCCCCUGUGGUGCUCUGCUCAGCGGCUGCUUGUUGGAAGGGGUCCCUGGAGAGUGGGUGCCGCUGGGAUAUGGUUGAAAUUCAUGACCCAGCCCUUGGGGACCUAGGCCUGAGCAUCAGCCCCUUGGGCAUCCUGGCUGAUGUGAUUCCUGUAGUUGUGGCCAAGCUGAGCAGCUGCAGAGUGACAGGGACUCAUGCAGGGCACCUGGAAGGCUCCCCAUGUCUGGGGACAAGGGCUGUCAGGCGGGCUGGGCCUGGCCGGGAGGAGCAAUUGGGUGCAUCACACUGUGGCCUUUCUGUCCUGGAUUUCCAAGUGCAAAGAUUGUACAAAUCUAACUGGUGGAUAAUAAAGUUGCGAUGACUCACCGA